Messenger RNA from Ceratosolen solmsi marchali, 848 nucleotides. It is a transcript of the gene Tango14, whose product is annotated as transport and golgi organization 14. Lineage: Eukaryota; Metazoa; Arthropoda; Insecta; Hymenoptera; Agaonidae. Gene Ontology annotation, molecular function: ditrans,polycis-polyprenyl diphosphate synthase [(2E,6E)-farnesyl diphosphate specific] activity. The record is from RefSeq and is a predicted model, not a curated record. Gene Ontology annotation, cellular component: dehydrodolichyl diphosphate synthase complex; endoplasmic reticulum membrane. The transcript is spliced from 3 exons. Bases 1 to 750 code for a protein of 249 amino acids.
AUGUUAACUGUACAACAUUGUAGAUAUUUAAAUAAAAAUAAGUGUAAUUAUUCGAUUGUAAAUUUAAGAAACCAUUUGAUUGCAACAUCAAAGUUUCCAAAACAUUUAGCAAUUUUAUUGGGACAAGAAGAAAUAUCUAUUACUGAUGUUGUGAGGCUUAUUAGUUGGUGUACAAUAGCAGAAAUUCCUUAUGUUAGCUUUUAUGAUCAUAAAGGUAUUUUACAGAAAAAUGAAACACUUAUUAGGAAAAAAUUUGACGAAUUAGAGCCUCUUCUUGCACGAAAUAUUGAAUGGUCAAAUUUGCCAAGCAAUGAAGUCAGUAAUAGCCAAAGUGUGAGUGACCUAAGUCAUAGUAAAAGUGAUUCAGUUUGUACAAGAGUUAUUAAUGAUGAUGCAACUGAUAUAUUUAAUAAAUAUAAGACAAGAAUUAAAAUAUUUUCGUACAUCGAUGGCAAAGAGAAAAUUGUUAGUUUAACUAAAACUUUAGCAAAAUAUAUUGACUUAAAUAUGCUUCAAGAGAAAGACAUAACGUCAGAAUUACUUAAUAAAGAAUUGAAUUUAUAUGUUAAAAUGCCAGAUCCUGAUAUUGCUAUCGUUUUCGGCAAAAUCCUAUGUACUUAUGGAUUUAUGCCCUGGCAAACUAGAGUAACUGAAUUUUUUGUUAUACCAACUCAUCAUGGUAUAUCAUCCGUUAACUUUAUAGAAACAUUGAUCAAGUUUAGUGAAUGCCGGCAACGCUAUGGGAAGUAAAAAGAUGUAAUUACAACUUCAAUAUGUUCAGUCUUUAUAAAUAUGUAAAUGAGCAACUAGAAUUCAAAUGGGAUAUUAAUUAUUUUGAAAAUUAUACA